UUCACAAAACAGCGACUCUGCUGCCCUUUCCACUGUUCGUCUCUUUGCUCGGAUCGAGGGUUCAGUUGAGGCUUGGGAGAGAUGGAGGCGCUUGGGUGGUGGCUGAUGCUGGUGGGAUCUCUACGCCUCGCUUCAGUUUGGUUUGGCUUCUUCGACAUCUGGGCGCUGCGCAUGGCGGUGUUCUCGAAGACCGAAAUGACCGAUGUUCAUGGACGGACAUUUGGGGUUUGGACACUUCUGACCUGCACACUCUGCUUUCUCUGUGCAUUCAAUCUUGAGAACAAGCCUCUUUAUGCUGCUACCUUCCUAUCAUUUAUAUAUGCCUUUGGGCAUUUUCUUACUGAAUAUUUAUUUUAUGACACAAUGGCUGCAUCAAAUCUGACAACCGUUGGGAUCUUUGCUGGGACGUCAAUUGUGUGGAUGUUGCUACAAUGGAAUGCACAUCAACCAAAGGACAUCACAAAGAGUGAUUGAUAUCAAUAUAGGUGCCAUCGGCACCAUCAAGUUAUCGUUCCCCUUAUCAAUCUUGGCCAGAGUGUGUUUUGGCAUCUCCGACCUAAAGAUCUAUUUUCCUUGUUAUCGUUGAGCUAAUAUGUGACAAUCACCUGACAACUUAAGCAUUCAUGCUUAAAACUUUGUUGUUCUCCAAAUUGCUUAGUUAUAAAACUGCAGACAUGAUUAUGAAAUCAUUUAUCUAGAAA
Molecule: messenger RNA, 701 nt
Organism: Zingiber officinale
Lineage: Eukaryota; Viridiplantae; Streptophyta; Magnoliopsida; Zingiberales; Zingiberaceae
Product: ergosterol biosynthetic protein 28-like
Exons: 3
Coding region: 82-474 (130 amino acids)
Cellular component (GO): endoplasmic reticulum; membrane
Molecular function (GO): protein-macromolecule adaptor activity
Source: RefSeq, a predicted model, not a curated record